UUCCCACUGAUUUCUAUGGUCCCGACCCGUUGUUGCCCGUCGCGGUCACGGAGCUGCCGUUGAGAGUGGGUCUGUCCUGCGCCCCUCCUCCCGCCGGAGAUCCACUUCAACUACCUAUUCGGACUCUCCUUCUUGUCCGCGCGCUGCCUUCAAUCCUCCCUCAUCUCUAAAUUACUCAGCCCUCCAUAUCUCCCUGCGGCUCUUUGUUUGGUUUCCCUAUUCUGCAAAACAUCCGAGGCUGGCGUCUCGGAUCACAAAACUAAUAAGCAAUUCACAACCAUCAAAACCAAGGCCGCUCCCAAUCAGAGGUCGUCGAGUCAGUUCGGACGGAUACUAGGUGCGAAACCCAGUACCGACUCAAGCUUAUGCACCAGAUCGACCACCAUAAGGUCCCUAGACAGCUGAAUUGUCGGCCCGUCCUUGCCAGUCCUCGGGAAUUUUUUUCAACGCAUGUGCAUACGUAGCAUCCACGUCACAUUCGCGAUUCAGGUGGUUAUGGGGGGAAAACGUGGUUGUUCCAUGGCAGCUUCGCCGAUGAUGCCUGAGAGACAGGCUGAGGAAAUUUCUGUUGCUACGGACUAAGUAUCGUGUACUUUUACGAUUUCCGCGGAUAGUAGUUGCAUCUCAAAGGCUAUCUCACCCCUACCUACCAUCGAUCGAGUCAUGACUCCCUGCAUCAUGGCGCCCUACCAGCUUGUCAACCACGUGCUUAGUCGUUUGAGGUAUACCUCAUCUCGGAGCACUGUCUCAAACUCGUCUCUCAUGUUCAGCAUAAUUGUCUCGUCAGUGGGUGCUUUGGUGUAGUGAAGUCGCAGUCUGGCUGCUCGAAACCCUUCCAUGGCUUGUUCAAGUUUUUCUUCUGCUCGAGUCAGCAAUCUUGCUUUGAGGCACCGCGCACAGAGAUUCGGGAUCCUGCCCUGGUCUGGUAGUGUCCUUGGUAGCAGAUGAAGUCCUUCCCUAGUCAGGGGUCUCACUGGAACUGUAUGCCCACACCCGGGAUAGAUGAGAUCGACUCGGCAGAACGGGCAAGUGCCCUGAUUCUCGAACCACCCUUCGAGGCACUGCAAGCAAGCAGCAUGACCACAUGGCAUUAGACUAAAUGUACUUUCGUCAAGCGGCUCUGCAUCUGGUUUGAUCUGACAGUUCGCCUGAUGGCAUAUCUGACAUUUGACUUCUAUUGGUUCGUCAAUUAGGAAUGUAACUUUGGGGAAUGGAAAAAAGGACUCUUUCGGGUCGUAUCGUCGAUGGGGCUGAAACCAUGAUGAGAAUCGCGGCAGAGUCUUCGUCUUCUUCCAUGACCCACAGCCUAAUGUUCCAUUUGCGUUCUGGUGUUGGGGAGCCGGGGAAGUUUUACUGGCUCGGGUUCUCAAGUACCUCUUUUGAGGCUGUUGUUGGCGAUCGGGAUACAUCGGUUAUGGAAUUUUGCAUGCGUCUCGUUGAUUGUGCUGUUGUCUAUUCAGUUGUGCUACUCUUGCUGCUGUGUCAUGCUGUUGGUAAACACUCAGCGAUUAGUUGCUAAUAAGCAAUUCUAGGCAUAAAGACAAACUCUGAUAACGAAGUAAGUACAAAGGUUCCCGGCACUGUUCAGCCCAUUGACGGCUAGGAACAACCAAUAUUCCCUUCACUUUAGGUGUUCAGUAGUGUACGGUUGUAUUCUUCAAUGUUCUAGCCCAUUGUUUAUUGAACAUUGCGUUACGUUCUACUGUACUACCUUGGUGUCUU
Messenger RNA from Fusarium odoratissimum NRRL 54006, 1722 nucleotides. RefSeq lists its product as uncharacterized. The transcript is spliced from 2 exons. The record is from RefSeq and is a predicted model, not a curated record. Bases 1211 to 1519 code for a protein of 102 amino acids. NCBI's taxonomy places the organism in Eukaryota, Fungi, Ascomycota, Sordariomycetes, Hypocreales, Nectriaceae.